UGAAAAUGCAGAGGUUCUUGAUAUAGAUUCAGGAAUUGGGGAGUCUUGCAAUCAAGCUUCAGCAUGGAGCACUCGGAUGCAUUCAGCUUUCUCAUCGUUGCUCUAAGCUACAAUGUGACGAUUAUAGGAAAGAUUUGGUUGACACUUGUGAUCCUUCUGAGACUUAUGGUGAUAUUCUUAGCAGCCUAUCCUCUCUACCAAGAUGAGCAGGAACGCUUCAUCUGCAACACUUUGCAACCAGGAUGCUCCAAUGUGUGUUAUGACCUCUUUGCUCCAGUAUCACAUUUUCGGUUCUGGCUGAUUCAGAGUGUGUCUGUCCUCCUUCCUUAUGCUGUUUUUGGUGUCUGGGUAUUGCACAAUGUGGUCAGGCAGCUUGUAAAGGCCUCUGCCUCCCCUUACUCUCAGCACAAAGAAAUUGAGACUUUAUCUGGCCACAAAAUUACAAAGACAUCCUUCAAAAGUGCAGCAAGAAAGAGAAAAACCAGUAGGACGAAUGAAACGGAUUUUUCCAGGGCUUACGUUGUUCAUCUUAUUCUGAGAAUAUUGAUAGAGGCUGGCUUUGGAACCGGUCAUUAUUAUCUCUUUGGAUUUUUUGUUCCGAAGCGUUUUUCCUGUGACCGCUUUCCUUGCACAAGUUUUGUUGAUUGCUACAUCUCCAGACCAACUGAGAAGUCCAUAAUGAUGCUUUUCAUCUGGGGACUCAGCGGCUUCUCCUUCCUCCUUAGUCUUGUUGACCUAGUCUUUGCUUUUCGAACCAAUGCUGUAAGAAACCAGAGAAAUAAGCUUCUGUUGCAAAAGCUCACAGCAGAGGAGGAAUGUGGUCCUGAGCUGCAGCAAGACCACAAUCCAGGCAAAGAUUUACUUCAUCAUGGAAGCAUGGCCAUCUCUGAUGGUGGUAGAAAAUGCUUGCUUGCUUGUGAGGCUACAGAAGACUGUCCUUUUCCAGCUGCAAUGACUGUUCAGCAGACAAUUGGCUCUCAUUUCAACAGUAACCAUAAUAAGUUGUGUAAUGAAUCUGCCAAUCAAGGCCUGCUUUUCAGUGAAACUAAACAGCAGGAGAAUCCAUAUGAGCAAUCAAGACAUGAGCAGCAGUCCUGCUUUAUCCAAGAAUCCUUGGCUUUUAACUCCCAGGAGGUGUGCCAUCAUAGGUCUCAUUCAUCUGCAAGUUACGACAAGCCCUCAGUUCAUGAUUCUACUCUGGAGAGAAAGACAUCUGAUAGUCAGUCUGUCUUCAGUAUUUCUGAGUUCUCAAAAUCCAAAAAAUCUGAAUGGGUAUAG
Messenger RNA from Candoia aspera, 1278 nucleotides. Its product is annotated as gap junction delta-4 protein-like. Gene Ontology annotation, cellular component: connexin complex. Gene Ontology annotation, molecular function: gap junction channel activity. Gene Ontology annotation, biological process: cell-cell signaling. The record is from RefSeq and is a predicted model, not a curated record. Lineage: Eukaryota; Metazoa; Chordata; Lepidosauria; Squamata; Candoiidae. The transcript has 2 exons. The coding region runs from base 64 to 1278 and encodes 404 amino acids.